Messenger RNA from Daphnia carinata, 569 nucleotides. RefSeq lists its product as uncharacterized. The transcript is spliced from 4 exons. Gene Ontology annotation, biological process: DNA replication; mismatch repair; nucleotide-excision repair. Gene Ontology annotation, molecular function: damaged DNA binding; single-stranded DNA binding. NCBI's taxonomy places the organism in Eukaryota, Metazoa, Arthropoda, Branchiopoda, Diplostraca, Daphniidae. The coding region runs from base 162 to 497 and encodes 111 amino acids. Gene Ontology annotation, cellular component: DNA replication factor A complex; nucleus; site of double-strand break. The record is from RefSeq and is a predicted model, not a curated record.
CUGUCGUCUUGUUUUUUAUGCAAAUUGUUGCUCUUGGUUCUUCAUUGCUCUUCCUCGUGCCUUUUAAGGAAACAAAGACUCAUUUAUAGAACUUCUCCACACUAGAUUAAAUAGUUCACAGUUUGUCCGUUAAGUAGUGUUCGAGAGAUUUCGAUUUCACCAUGCAGUUCCCUGCCACUUCAACCGUUCGAGUCCUUGGAACAAUGCUCUUGACUCACGAAUUUGAUCACAAAGACAUCUGUGUCAUGGGUUAUCCGCAAGAGAUUGCUAAUAAUAGUCGACAGUUCACUUUGAAGACCACCGACCAAAAAAAUAUUCAAGUUGUCCUUUCACAGCCAAUUGCAGAACAUCUUGAAGGCAUGGUCCAAGUCCGGGGAAAAUUUGAUGGUCAACGAAUCCAAGCUCAAAGUUAUAAUAUGCUACUACCAGAACUGGCUGAAGAUUUUGAUGACAAUACUUACAAUGAAGCUGUGAAACUUCUAAGGAGCAAUGAAUAAUGUUUUGACAUAAGUUAAAAUGUAUCAAGUGGUGGUGAAAACAACAAAUAAAAUCUUGAUUUCUUUCUCUGA